CGAUUUAAACGUUGCGGAGCGCACAAGCUUUCGGGCACGCAGCGAGUAAGCAAGUAUCUAAACGAGUAGAAUCACGCAAGACAGUCGGCGAUAUGACAGGCCGCGGUAAAGGAGGCAAGGGGCUCGGAAAAGGUGGCGCUAAGCGGCACAGGAAGGUGCUCCGUGACAACAUCCAGGGUAUCACGAAGCCCGCGAUCCGUCGUCUCGCUCGCAGGGGUGGCGUCAAGCGUAUAUCCGGUUUGAUAUACGAAGAGACGCGCGGCGUUCUCAAGGUAUUCCUCGAGAACGUGAUCCGCGACGCCGUCACUUACACCGAGCACGCAAAGAGGAAGACCGUCACCGCAAUGGACGUCGUGUACGCGCUGAAACGUCAGGGACGUACCCUCUACGGAUUCGGCGGUUAAUUGUUUUUACAUAGUAAUUGUGUUACUUCAAAGAUCGUCCGUCCGUUCGUACGUACGUCAAUUCUUCCAUACAAUCGAUUCGGCCUUUAAUACUUCUUGGUACGAAUAAAGAUGGGCGUACGAUCACCACGGCGAUGAUUUUGAAACAAACAAAUUAACUACAAAAAGGCCCUUUUCAGGGCCGCAAA
This is a messenger RNA of Colias croceus (clouded yellow), 592 nucleotides long. Its product is annotated as histone H4. Gene Ontology annotation, cellular component: nucleosome. The transcript has a single exon. Lineage: Eukaryota; Metazoa; Arthropoda; Insecta; Lepidoptera; Pieridae. Bases 93 to 404 code for a protein of 103 amino acids. Gene Ontology annotation, biological process: nucleosome assembly. The record is from RefSeq and is a predicted model, not a curated record. Gene Ontology annotation, molecular function: structural constituent of chromatin; DNA binding; protein heterodimerization activity.